GUGAAACUUUUUAUAACUUAGUAUGUACUCCUUCAUCUUACUUUCUGUGUGCAGAUACUGGCGAUACAAUGAGGAGACCCGCACUACAGACCGUGACUUCCCAAAACCGAUAGAAAGAUGGGGCAAAAUCCCUCAUUCACCCAAAGGAGCCUUCCUCAGCGAUGACAGCGCUCACACCUAUUUCUACAAAGGCUCCAACUACUGGAGGUUUGACAAUCGCAAGUCAGAACCAGAGAAAGGCUACCCUCGCUCCAUCCUGAAGGAUUUCAUGGGCUGUGUGGGGGCCCCUGACCCAAAGCCCGACACGGACACAGAGCAGGAACCAAAACGCAAACCAGUGGAUCCUUCAGAUCGAGGCAGAGAUGAGCACAAAGAGCCGGACAGCGGCAAAGACAAAGACUCUCAGCCUGACAACACAGAGGAGGAGGACAAAGAGCUCAACGUGGUUGUGACGGAGGCCGACAAUGAAUCAAAGGUCAUGACCCUGAUCAUGGUGAUUGUUCCUCUGCUCCUCAUCCUGUGCAUCCUCGUCCUAAUCUACGGCAUCCUCAGGACUCUACAGAAGAAGGAAACGCCGAGGGCCUUGGUGCACUGCAAGCGUUCGUUGCAGAACUGGGUGUGAGGCACAGACUUUGAAGCGAGAGAGCCAGAUUUCAUCACUUUUCUUCUACGGCCGUUGGCGUCAGAGUUUGUACUUACGUCAGAGUGGAAAGCAGCUUUGACGCAAGUUUACGAAAGCCACAGAUGAGUCACCGCUUUGGUCCCCAUUCAUGUGAAAUAAUGCAAACUUGGUCAAAUCAUUGCCAGUGGACCUACAGUGUUUCUCCUGUGCCUCCCUUUGUGCCUUCUAAACAUCUGAUAAAUAACCUCUUUUUCUUAAAGGAAAAAACUAUAUGUUCCUAUCCCAGCGUUCAAAAACAAGUUUCUGGCACCGAAUGUCAGAUGACACACUUUUUUUAACCAAUUCUUAUUGUACAGAGAAGGGAGUAAAGAUCUUUUGUAGUAUACAUGCAGACAAAGUCGAUAAUGCACAUACAGUACACAUAUUUUACAUACACACAUGAGUGCUUAUAGCUAUACACAUACAUGCAUUAAUGUUGAACAAGACUUUCAUUAGCUUGACUACGGUGCCUCCACCAAUCUUUUUUCUUUGUUUAGAGCAGAUCAUUUGCACUUUUACAUUUGUUACAUAUUGUUGUCUUUUCUGUUUUGCUAAGAUUGCUCCACAGAUGUGUGUGUUUGUGUGUUCGUGUAGUAAUGUCAGACAGCUGUGUGUGUCCAUUUUCCACUGAGCCCUCUCUCACACACACAUGCACCAACGUCACAUGAUCUCCAAAAAACCCUAACGGCACUCAUUGGUGCAUGCAUGUCCAGAUAAGCACACACACAUUGACAUAGAGACUACUUACCCAAACAAAGGCACAUAUAGUUUUUUUUGCACACAGACACCAGGGCUCCAGCCUCCCCUCCUCCCACCACAGCCACGAUAACUGUUUCGACUACACCAGUAAAACACAAUCCCCAGUGGAGACAUAUUGAUAUACGACUGGUGCCAGGCCUUGGAUGAAAUGCAAGAGGAGGAGGGAUUUAUUCACAGUUAACAAGAAGAAUUGAAAAGUGUGUUUUUUACACAUCCUCUCCAACUAGGCUUGACCUGUGAAGAGUAAAACAAUAGCAGAAGUGUCCAUCCUUUGUAUCUUCUCUUCUUCUUCAUCAUUUCAUGCUAAAACUAAAUAGAUUUAAGUGUACACAGAAGAAGCCUGCAGGCUAGAGAGGAAUGGGUCAGGGUCUGGUUUCCAUUAAGCCCACAUGCCGCUGAUUUGUAUCAGGCAUGAGGAGGGAGAGAGGGGAGUUGGGGAAAAUGCAGAAAGAAGGAGGUAUAAAAAAUAGAAGUGACGAGUAAAAGGAAAUGAAAGAGAAUGAAAUGCGAGGGAAGGAAAGAUUGAAGUGGGAGGGGGGGGGUCUACCAGAGUUUCCUUGCCAGUUUUGCUCUGGGAAAGGAGGAGCGAGGGAAAGAGGGAGGAAGGAUUUCGGGGAGGGGCAGCGCUGGCGUUGUGCCUCCUGACCUAGGUCCUUUUCUAGUCCUUUUGCUCUUCUUAUUGUCCUGAGCUAGAGAGGACCCCCCACCCCCUCCGUCCUCAUCUAUCAUUCUUUCCUCUCUUAUGUUUCUUUUAAGUCUUUGUUUUUCUCUGUUUGAUUUGUUUUAUUCCUGUGCCUCCAAGAUGUAUUCAUUUUCUUCUGCACUCUUCUGGAAAGUUAGCUCAAGCAUUUAAAGGUACCUAAUGCACAUAAACAACUGCAGAAAGUGAGUCUACCACUAUCUGUCUUUGUAUACCUUGCUUUUCUAUGUGUAAAGCCACUAUUUAGUUAGUUAGUAAAAUCAUUAAUCUUUUUCAUUAGGUUUUGUGCCUUUUACAGUGUGUCUAUAUUUAGUUUGUACCUGUUAUUUCUUUGUGCCUUUUUCAGUGAAUAUUUGGGGACCUUUUUUUUACUAUACAUAGCAUGAGGGAACGUUUUUAGAAUUGUUUUUUGUUCGUUUUUUACUCUACUUAACAUUUGUAGUUUUGUAUAUUUUUGUUUCAGGUUUUCUGUAAGAUCAGCAAUAGUUUAUUACAAAAAUGUUGAUGCAUGCGGGGCAUGUUCCGUAAGGCCUGUGCACUCCUGUGUAGAGUAUGUUAAAGAUUUCACAAUAAAACAAAGCAACACACUGUUA
Notothenia coriiceps (black rockcod) is the source of this 2713-nucleotide messenger RNA. Its product is annotated as matrix metalloproteinase-15-like. NCBI's taxonomy places the organism in Eukaryota, Metazoa, Chordata, Actinopteri, Perciformes, Nototheniidae. The coding region runs from base 23 to 622 and encodes 199 amino acids. The record is from RefSeq and is a predicted model, not a curated record. The transcript is spliced from 2 exons. Gene Ontology annotation, molecular function: metalloendopeptidase activity.